CUGCUGCCCUCGGAAGCUUGCACGGGCAGAGGGGGCCGCUGGGCCCCUUAACUGGGAGUGCCUCUGCCGGGCAGGCGACUCCCUCCUGCCCCGGUACGGCGAAGCUUCCCCUGGCACUGCUCACGGUGCGGCCCGCUCUGCCGGCCCUCCGCCUCCCCUCAGCCGUCCGCUGCGGCGGUGGGGAGACCAGGGUGCUCGCGGGGCGGGCUUGGGGGCUUCACCUUCCCGGUCGCCUGUGCUAAGCAGAGGCCCCCCCUCUGGCCCGGCCCCACUGCGGAGCUCUUCGGAGGCGGCUCCCCCCCCCCGUGCCUUGUUGCUCUGGGGAGGGGGCGAGCUCUCCCCGCGGUGCUUAGCAACCUCCUUCCCCGCUCCCCGGAAUGCUUUGCCGCCUCCUUCCUUCUCCAGCGGGCCGGGCCGGGCUUGGCCUGGCGGGUCCUCCUGCUUCGCGGUCUGCCUUUCCGGCCGAGGCCGCAGUGCCAGGCGGGGGCGCUGCCGAGCCGCCUCCGUCACUCACGGCGGAAGGGAGCGGAGGAGGAGGAGGAGGGAGGCAGGCCCGGCUAGGCCCGGCCAAGUGGAGCAGAGGGGAGGCGAGGCGGGCCGGUGGGUCCCGGGACGACGACGAUGGUCGUGGUGCUGACGGUGACUCGGGGCCGCCCGCCUCGCGCCAUUUCCUCGCCGGGGCCGCUGCCUCCCGCCCCCUUGACCCGCUGGGUAUGUAUGUUCCCACUGGAGCAGUGCCUGCUGGGGUGCUGAGACGUGGGCUGCUGUUCUGCUGUUGCUCCUGUGCCAACAAGUGCUCUCAAGAUGAGUGUUCAGAGCAAAGGCUUCCCUCUGGAUCUAGGGGGAAGCUUCACCGAGGAUGCUCCAAGGCCACCAGUCCCUGGUGAGGAAGGUGAACUAGUUUCCACGGAUCUGCGGCCAGUCAGCCAUGGAUUUUACUCUGGGAAGUGUGAUGUUGUCAAAACUGAGACUUCCACAGCAACACCAAGGCGUCCAGACCUGGACCUGGGCUAUGAGCCAGAAGGAAGUGCUUCUCCCACACCUCCCUACCUGAGAUGGGCAGAGUCUUUGCACUCUUUGUUAGAUGAUCAAGAUGGGAUAAAUCUGUUUAGGACCUUCCUGAAGCAGGAGAACUGUGCAGAUUUGCUGGACUUCUGGUUUGCUUGCAGCGGCUUCCGGAAGCUGGAACUGUGCGAUUCCAAUGAGGAAAAGAGGCUCAAGCUGGCAAAGGCGAUUUAUAAAAAGUACAUUCUUGACAAUAAUGGGAUUGUGUCACGGCAAAUCAAACCAGCCACUAAAAGCUUUAUAAAAGAUUGCGUAAUGAAGCAGCUAAUUGAUCCAGCCAUGUUCGACCAGGCCCAGACAGAGAUUCAGUCUAUGAUAGAGGAGAACACGUACCCUUUGUUCCUUAAGUCAGAUAUUUAUUUGGAGUAUACAAGGACGGGUGGGGAAAGCCCGAAGGUGUGCAGUGACCAGAGCUCAGGAUCUGGGACAGGAAAGUGUCUUCCUGGCUAUUUGCCUACCCUUAAUGAGGAUGAGGAAUGGAAAUGCAACCAAGACACGGAGGAGGAGACCAGCCGGGAUUCCAUUCCCUCUAGCCGGCUCACCCAGAAACUUCUGCUGGAGACGGCCACCCAGCGAGCCACAUCGUCCAGGCGAUACAGCGAGGGAAGAGAGCUCAGGCAUGGGCCUUGGAGAGAGCCUGCUAACCCUUAUUAUGUCAACACAGGCUAUGCCUUGGCACCAGCUACCAGCGCCAAUGACAGUGAACAGCACAGCAUGUCCAGUGAUGCAGACACCAUGUCGCUGACUGACAGCAGUGUGGAUGGGAUUCCACCAUACCGACUCCGGAAGCAGCACCGCAGAGAGAUGCAGGAAAGUGCCAAAGCGAACGGAUGCGUACCACUACCUCACAUUCCUCGUACUUACCGAAUGCCAAAGGAUAUUCAUGUUGAACCACAGAAAUUUGCUGCCGAGCUGAUAAAUCGCCUGGAGGAGGUCCUGAGGGACCGGGAAGCAGAGGCCAAGUUGGAGGAGCGGCUGAAGCGUGUCCGAGCGGAGGAGGAAGGUGAAGAGGCAGACAUCUCCUCGGGCCCCUCGCUUGUGAGCCACAGGCUGCCGCCCCAACAGGCCUUGCCCCACUUCAACCCCCGCUACAUCGAGAUGCAGCUGAGGGACGCGCAUGAAGAGGACCCGGAGAGCAUCCUCGAGGAGCACGUGCAGCGUGUCAUGAAGACGCCGGGUUGCCAGUCUCCAGGCCCCACCCGCCACUCCCCCAAGUCCCGCUCACCAGAGAGCGGCCUUGCCGGGAAGCUGCACGGCAUAAUGGGGACUGUUCCGCUUGGGCACGGCAAGCACGCCGCCAAGGUGGGGCUGAAAGCGGACACUGCCAGCCUCUAUCACCACCACAAGCAUGUUUACCACCACCUCGUCCAUCAUCAUGGCUCCCUGAAGCCCAAAGAGCCGGUGGAGGGAGAAGCCGGCCCGUGCACGCAAGGCACCUUCGCCUGGAAUGUUGAUGCUCAUAGCUAUGCCACCAAGUCGCGGGCCUAUGGGGAGUGUGUGGGCAUGGCCCCCAGCCCUCUGGACCCCCUGGCUUACAGUGCGAAAGCCGGCUUGCUCUCAAAGAGAAGCCUCAAGAAAGUGGAUUUGGGGAAGAACGACAGCACCAACCACGAGGUGUCAGGUUCUUCGGACGAUGUAGAAAGAAACCAGAAGAUCAUGCAGUGGAUCAUAGAAGGCGAGAAGGAGAUCAGCAGGCACAAGAAAACAAACCAUGGCUCUUCUGGUGCUGCAAAGAAGGCACACGAGCCCCCCCGCCCGGUCUCUGCCGAGCGUCCCGUGGCCGUGCACCCCUGGGUCAGUGCCCAGCUUCGCAGUGCUGUGCAGCCAUCGCACCCCUUCGUCCAGGACCCGACCAUGCCUCCCAACCCUGCCCCCAACCCACUGACUCAGCUGGAGGAGGCCCGGCGGCGGCUGGAGGAAGAGGAGAAGAGAGCCGGGAAGCAGCCUGCCAAGCAGCGGGUGAAGCUGCAGAAGAGGCCAGGCGGCAGUUCCUCUCAGCCCUGUGAGAACAUCGUGGUGGCCUAUUACUUCUGUGGGGAGCCGAUCCCAUACCGCACCCUGGUCAAGGGCCGCGUGGUCACGCUGGGUCACUUCAAGGAGUUGCUCACCAAGAAAGGGAACUACAGGUAUUACUUUAAGAAAGUAAGCGAUGAGUUUGACUGCGGCGUGGUAUUUGAAGAGGUGCGAGAAGAUGAGGCUAUCCUGCCCAUCUUUGAAGAGAAGAUCAUCGGGAAGGUGGAAAAGAUUGACUAGCCCAGAGGUGUGUGGGAGCCCCACCUGCUGGAGAGAAGAGGGGGUGAGAGGGGAGGCGGCAGCGGCAGCAGCUCACAUGGCUGCUAGGAGCGGUAGCUUCCCUUUGCCUGCCUGCCUGCAGGGCAGUCACAGCCCCCCACUACCGGCAGCGCAAAGCAGCAUCCUCAAGCAGUUGCAUUAGAAAAGGAGAUGCAACGGUUGACUAACGCUGCAUGUUUUGAUAUCCUCAUGAAUGGAAUGUCUUGGGAGACAAGCCAGACACCCCCAGAUUCCUCUUUGGAAGGGGGGGGGGGUGCAGCCACGCAGCUUGAGUGUGGGCAGGUGGACAGCGCAAGGGCCUGGUCCACAUUGGUUGUUCAUGCUCUGAAUGAACUGCUGCGCUGAUGCUUUAGAGGGAAGGGGUCUCAGCUCAAAGCCUUUCUACUUUGCUGCCCCUCUUGCUAGCUAGGCAGGUGGGGGUCAGUACUGAGGAGAGAGCAGAGUUUGGCACAUGAAUCUAGAGGGGGGGCAGCCUGGUAAGUGGCCAUUGCUUGAGACAUGGGAUAUUUCUAAGAGUCUCUGGGCUGAACAUGCUGGCCCUUUGAGCCUUCUCCCUGCACAUUGCAGAAUUAUGAGUAUUAAGUGCCCCCACCCCCACCCUAAAUGGUAGCCACCUCCUAACACUGGUCUGCAUCUCCAGGGGCUUCUUGCUCACUGCUCCUCCCCCAGCUUGACUCUGGGUGCCUUCCCCUCUAGCUGGUCUCAAGGUGUCCCUGGGAUCAGGGGUGUCCCGGCUGCCCUUGCCAGAGUCCUGCACCUUCCAUAUGUCACCGAGUGCCUUCAAACACUAUUCUGUUCGCUGCUGCUGCCACAAGACUAUUUCCUUCUUGGGGCUCUGCUUGCCUUGUUCCACAUCUGAUGGGAUUUAUACGGUAUAUGGCCCGGCCAUAGCAGGGUUUUAAUUUCCCUUUUUUUCUGAAGGGUUCAAUUGUAAAUAUGUACAUUUUCUAAAGAAAGCAUUAGCUCCCAGCAGUUGGGCACACGACUGGCAUCUCUUGAACAUUUUUCACAAGUCGACUUGUACAAUUUAUCUUUUAAAGGUACUUGGAUAAUAAUGGAAUAAAACCCCAUGUUCAAAUGG
Messenger RNA from Rhineura floridana, 4438 nucleotides. RefSeq names its product axin 1 (gene AXIN1). Gene Ontology annotation, biological process: negative regulation of canonical Wnt signaling pathway. The transcript has 10 exons. NCBI's taxonomy places the organism in Eukaryota, Metazoa, Chordata, Lepidosauria, Squamata, Rhineuridae. Bases 805 to 3318 code for a protein of 837 amino acids. The record is from RefSeq and is a predicted model, not a curated record.